This is a messenger RNA of Ailuropoda melanoleuca (giant panda), 1056 nucleotides long. RefSeq names its product N-acetylglucosamine-1-phosphate transferase subunit gamma (gene GNPTG). Gene Ontology annotation, cellular component: Golgi apparatus. The record is from RefSeq and is a predicted model, not a curated record. The annotation marks the transcript as partial. NCBI's taxonomy places the organism in Eukaryota, Metazoa, Chordata, Mammalia, Carnivora, Ursidae. The transcript has 10 exons.
GACUGGUGGCAAACCGGGCUCCGGGCUGGGGCUCCUCGUCAGCCGUGUCUGGGCCUGCGCACCUCUUCAGGCUUUCUGGCAAGUGCUUCAGCCUGGUGGAGUCCACGUACAAAUACGAGUUCUGCCCGUUCCACAACGUGACGCAGCACGAGCAGACCUUCCGCUGGAACGCCUACAGCGGGAUCCUGGGCAUCUGGCAUGAGUGGGAAAUCUCCAACAACACCUUCAGGGGCAUGUGGAUGAGGGACGGUGACUCCUGUCGCUCCCGGAGCCGGCAGAGCAAGGUGGAGCUUACCUGUGGAAAAAGCAACCGCCUGGCCCAUGUGUCUGAGCCAAGCACCUGUGUCUAUGCGCUGACGUUCGAGACGCCUCUCGUCUGCCACCCACACUCCUUGUUAGUGUACCCGGCCCUGCCCCCCUCCCUGCAGCGGCGCUGGGACCGGGCCGAGCAGGACCUGGCUGACGAGCUCAUCACAGCCCAGGGCUACGACAAGUUGCUCAGGGCACUUUUUGAGGAUGCCGGCUACCUAAAGACCCCACAGGAAAGUGAAUCGGUGCCGGAAGGAGGCGCCAAGGUCCCGGCGUUCCAGACCUUAGAGGACUGCAGUGAGGCACACAGACAGAUGGCGAAGGAGCUCAGGAGGCUGAAGAGCGUGCUGACCCAGCACGGCAUCCCCCACACCAGGCCUGCGGAAACUUCCAGCUCGGAGCACAUGGACCCCAAGACUCCCACAGACGGGACCGCAGAGCAGCUACGAGGCGACCCGGGACUGCGUGGGAACACCUUGUGACCCGAGACAGGGCCAGGGCAGCACCGGACUGGCGGGGAGGGGGGCAGGUGGGGGCUGCUUCCUUUGCCUCCGGGACCCCGUGGCUCAGCUCAAAGAGGCAGACAAAAUAAAGAUUCAAAGUUUUAAUUCCUGUACUGAUUGAUUGAUAAAAAAAAUAAUUCAUGAAUUCUGUAAACCAUUGCAUAAAUGCUGUAGUGUAAAAAAAUUUAAACAAAAGUGUUAACUUGAAACAAUUCACUACAAGUAAAUGAUUAUGCAUUAUAAA